AAAAAAGAGGAGAUGCAGGCAACAUGUGUGCUCAACCAUGUGGGUGCAAGCAGCACAUGGGCUCAGGCAGCAUAUGCGCGCAGGUAUUUUUCUAUUUGCAGCAAAAUAGAACACUUGUAAAAUUUGUUUUGCUUUUUGUACCACACCCAGUGUGCUCAGGCACUUCUCCCAAGUAGUACUCUCAAGUCACUCUAGGCAGGCCUACCUAGGGUCAAACUCAGGGCUCCAGCAUGUAAGGAAUAUACAUUAUUCCUUGGAGCUAGCUCUCCACUCCCCCCCUUUUUUUUUUCUUAAUGUAUUAUAAUCCCCACCUCACCAAGCAUAGCUCUUGAGCAACAGUGACUUUGGUUUCUGUUAAAAAAAAAAAAAAGUUUUUAGGGGCCCAGAGAGAUAGUACAGCAGGCAGAGCUCUUGCCUUGUACAUGGCCAGCCCAGGUUUCAUCCCUGGCACCCAUAUGGUCCCCUGAGACCAGGAGCCAUUCCUGAGUGCAGAGCCAAGAAUAAGCUCUGAGCACUGCUGGGUAUGGCCUCAAAACAAAAACCUAUAGCUAAAGAAUUUUGUUUUGGGGGGACUGGAGCAAUAUAGCACAGUGGGUAGGGCAUUUCCCUUGCAUGCAGCCAACCGGGUUCCAUUCUUCCGUCCUUCUCGGAGAGCCCGGCAAGCUACCAAACUAUCCUGCCCACACGGCAGAGCCUGGCAAGCUACCCAUGGCAUAUUUGUUAUGCCAAAAAUAGUAACAAGUCUCACAAUGGAGACGUUACUGGUGCCCACUCGAGCAAACUGAUGAACAACGAGACGACAGCGCUACAGUGCAGUGCUUGUUUUGGGGGGACCACACUCAGUAAUGCUGAGAGGUCACUCUCGGCUCUGCACUCAGGAACUACUCCUGGCGGUGCUUCCAAGGGUCAUAUAAAAUACUGGGCAUCAAGCCUGGGUUGACCGCGUGCAAGGCAGGCACCCUGCCUGCACUGUACUAUCACUCUUUUUUAUUUCGUUUGUUUUCAGACUCUAUCCAGCUGUGCUGGGGCAGGGCUGAGGUACUCCCUGCUCUUGAGUGGGGGACUGUGCAGGAAUUGAACCUGCUUCUGCUGUUUGCCAAACCUGUGCUCCAGCCCGCUUAGCUAUCUUUCCAGCCCUGAACAUUUUUAUUCAACUUAGAAGUGUGAGGGCCAGAAAAAUAAGUAAAUAGUAUCUUGCCUUCUAUGUGACUGACCCUGGCUCUAUCCCCAGCACCAAAUCCCUGAGUACCACCAGGGGUCACUCCUGAGCACAGAGCCAGGUAUAGCCCCCAGGGUCUAGUCAGCCUUUAUGUAGAAAAUCCAGGAGCAAAAACCAGGCCAGUUAAUAGACGAGUCUGGAAGGAAUAAGCUUGAUUCACAAAUACUAUCAUUUACAGGUAACGGCACUGGCUUGUAAGAAAUGUUGAUUGAUGGGCUGGAGCGAUAGCAUAGUGGGUAGGGCAUUUGCCUUGCACGUGGCCGACCGGGGUUCAAUUCCCAGAAUCCCAUAUGGUUCCCCGAGCACCACCAGGAGUGAUUCCUAAGUGCAAAGCCAGGAAUAACCCCUGUGUAUUGCUGGGUGUGACCCAAAAAAAAAAAAAAAGUUGAUUUUUCUAAAGUCACACAUCAUGCACCCAGAGGUUGCAUGGUCUUGCGGGAUUAUUCCUUUCACUAGUUCAUGGCUCUCUUUGUUCUCUGAAAUCCUGCCACUAGUUUUGAAGAAUGAGGAAGGAAGACACACAAAAAAAGGGAUCUCCAAACAGGUACUGGAUAACUGAGACUGGGACUUUUGGGUAGAUGGUGCUCCAUGCCCUUGCUGCAGUUCCACUGGGCAGGUGAGGGGGUGAAGCAGCUCAUUGGUCACAACCUCAGACACAACCACAACUCCAGGCUGGGGCUUCCCUUCUCCAGUCUCAGCCUCUGCCUUUCCUGGGGUCACUUGGGUUUCAUUUGUUGGCCACCAUGAUAAACAUACAGAUGAGUGAUCCUCUUUAGAUCUCAUAUCUUGAACAUUGCACAGUCACCCCCAAUUUGUUCUGGGGCCCUGAGGCUCGGAAGAUCACUUUGGAAAAUCAGAUUCAACGUCCAGCACCCUGUGGGCUGCUAAGCACCACCAGGAGUGACCCCUGCAUCACAAACCACCCCCCACAAAAAAAGUCCCUUAGACAUAGGACUUGGGCUGGACCGAAGGACGCUGAAGUGGGUCUCCCUAUAGUGUGCUCCCCGCUGCUGACUGGGACCCUGCCCCACCAUCCUGAGGCGUCCUGUGUGGGCUCUCAAGGCAGGAGAGGAAACACUCUGACAAUGAGGUUGGCAGAUUCUUGAAAAAAAUAUUUCCAAGGUUCAGCUAGGUUGAUUUGUAUGACCCCUGGGUCCCUAUGGAGCAAAUCCAAGGUUCAGUUGGGGAGGGGUUGGGUGACUUUAGCUCCUCAGACACAGCCAAGCGGGCUGUGGUAGAAGACAGUCCUGGAUAGCAGGUCAUGGCCUGAAAUAUGAACUGGAACGUGGUUGGAGUAGGGACCGGGACCGAGAGGGUCUGGGGGACACACUCAAGGGAGCAAUCCCAGGUCACUGGGAGGACACGCGCCUGACGCUCGAAUGGGCCCUGCUGACGUGGCAGCCCUCUCCCCUGUCCCCCAGGCCCCCCGCCCUCUCCCCCGCCCGCCAGCUGCCAGCAGGGCUCUGCCCUGUGUCUGCCACACCUGUCACUGCCAGUCUUGGUCCGGGGGGGGGGGCCCCAUCAGCCCCUCCUCAGCCACCCGGCAGAGCAAGCGGUUCGUGGGGAGGGGAGGGAACAUGGAGCGGGGGCCGGCGGUGGGGGCAGGGCAGGGGGCCGGGGCCCGGAUCCGGGCCCUGCUGGGUGGCCUGCUCAAGGUGCUGCUCUGGGUGGCCUCCGCCUUGCUGUACUUCGGGAGUGAACAGGCCGCCCGCCUGCUGGGCAGCCCCUGCUUACGGCGCCUUUACCAUGCCUGGUUAGCGGCUGUGGUCAUCUUUGGGCCCCUUCUGCAGUUCCAUGUCAACCCUCGGACCAUCUUUGCCAGCCACGGCAACUUCUUCAACAUAAAGUUCGUGAAUUCCGCGUGGGGCUGGACGUGCACCUUCCUGGGAGGGUUUGUGCUGCUGGUGGUGUUCCUGGCCACGCGGCGUGUGGCUGUGACAGCCCGGCACCUGAGCCGGCUGGUGGUGGGGGCGGCGGUGUGGCGGGGGGCUGGCCGGGCCUUCCUGCUCAUCGAGGACCUCACGGGCUCCUGCUUUGAGCCCCUGCCCCAGGGCCUGCUGCUCCACGAGCUGCCGGACCGCCGCAGCUGCCUGGCCGCCGGCCACCAGUGGCGGGGCUACACCGUGUCUUCCCACACCUUCCUGCUCACCUUCUGCUGCCUGCUCAUGGCCGAGGAGGCCGCCGUGUUCGCCAAGUACCUGGCCCACGGGCUGCCCGCCGGCACCCCCCUGCGCCUGGUCUUCCUCCUCAACGUGCUGCUGCUGGGCCUCUGGAACUUCCUGCUGCUCUGCACCGUCAUUUACUUCCACCAGUACACGCACAAGGUGGUGGGCGCGGCCGUGGGCACCUUCGCCUGGUAUCUCACCUACGGCAGCUGGUAUCGUCAGCCCUGGUCUCCAGGGAGCCCGGGCCACGGGCUCUUCCCUCGGCCACGCUCGGCACGCAAGCACAACUGAAAGCAAUAAAGGCGCUGCAAGCCUGGCUCUGGCUCCUGUUCUUUGCCUGCAGGCACCCGGUAGAGGUGGACAAGGCGAGAAGGGAAGCAGGUGGUCGCCGGGGUUGCUUAGCCGUGCCUGGCUGUGUCCAGCCUCCCUGUGGGCCGUCCACCCUCCUGGUCCUCACAGACUUUGAGAUCUCUUUGGUGUGGAUGUCAAGCCAGGGCACUGUCAGGCAGGUGACUGCCCUGGGGCAGAGGCAUCCACGUCCAACCUGUACAGGUGCACCACCUUCAGCCUGUUUUCCUUCUGCUUCCUGCGCUAAAUCUCCUUCUGCCUUCCUCCGGGGCCUAUGCAGGGUACUGACUGAGGGACACUUUCUGCCCUAC
Sorex araneus (European shrew) is the source of this 4043-nucleotide messenger RNA. It is a transcript of the gene FITM1, whose product is annotated as fat storage inducing transmembrane protein 1. Gene Ontology annotation, cellular component: endoplasmic reticulum membrane. The record is from RefSeq and is a predicted model, not a curated record. The transcript has 2 exons. Lineage: Eukaryota; Metazoa; Chordata; Mammalia; Eulipotyphla; Soricidae. Gene Ontology annotation, biological process: lipid storage; phospholipid biosynthetic process; lipid droplet organization. Bases 2599 to 3675 code for a protein of 358 amino acids.